Molecule: messenger RNA, 1335 nt
Organism: Anolis sagrei ordinatus
Lineage: Eukaryota; Metazoa; Chordata; Lepidosauria; Squamata; Anolidae
Gene: PPCS
Product: phosphopantothenoylcysteine synthetase
Biological process (GO): coenzyme A biosynthetic process
Cellular component (GO): cytoplasm; nucleus
Molecular function (GO): phosphopantothenate--cysteine ligase activity
Source: RefSeq, a predicted model, not a curated record
CGGCUUGAGGAGCCAAUAGGCUGUGACUGACAGGCUGCUGAGCCUACCAGGAGGCGCUUUGCCUAGCGCGAGGUGGCGGAGGAGAAGCCCCGGAUGUGUAAACACGGAAGCGGGUCAGCAAUGGCGGCGGCGGAGGCGUCUGAGGCGGCGGAGGCGCGGGUGCGGGAGUGGGCGCGCGGGCAGCGCUCUCGGGGCCGGGAGCGGGUGGUGCUGGUGACGUCAGGCGGGACGCAGGUUCCGCUGGAGGCGCGCCCGGUCCGCUUCCUGGAGAACUUCAGCAGCGGGCGGCGCGGGGCGGCCUCGGCGGAGCGCUUCCUGGCCGCCGGCUACGGCGUGUGCUUCCUCCACCGCGCCCGCUCCGCCUUCCCCUUCGCCCGCCGACUGCCCCCGCCCGGGCCCGCCCUCCUCGACGCCCUCCGCCUCCGGGAAGGAGGAGAAGAAGGGGGAGAAGGAGGCGUGGAGGUGGCGCCGGGCGCGCUCCCGGGGCUGGGCCCCGCCCUGCAGGCCUACCGCCGGGCCCGCGACGGGGGCGCGCUCCUCGCCCUCGAGUUCACCGCCCUCGACGAGUACCUCGCCCUCCUCCGCGCCGCCGCCAAGGCCCUCGCCCCCCUCGGUUCAAGUGCCAUGUUCUACCUGGCGGCGGCCGUGUCUGAUUUCUACAUCCCUCCGUCUGAAAUGCCAGAACAUAAGAUCCAGUCGGCUGAUGGGCCUCUCCAGAUCACCAUGCGGAUGGUGCCCAAGAUGCUGGCCCCGCUGGUGAAGGACUGGGCUCCGGAGGCCUUUGUCAUCUCCUUCAAGCUGGAGACGGACCCCUCGCUGCUGAUCGGCAAGGCCCGCCAGGCCCUCGAGACCUACCGGCACCAGGCGGUGGUGGCCAACCUGCUGGACUCCCGCCGGACGGUUGUGACAGUGGUCACCCGGGAGAGCGAGGCCCGGCUGGUCCUCUCUGAGGAGGAGUCCGCCCAAGGCCUGGAGAUCGAGGACAAGAUCGUGGGGCACCUGGAGGCCCGGCACCGGGCUUUCAUGGCGCAGUGACCCUUUCCAAACUGGGAAUCCUCCACACUAGAUUCAGGAACGGUUUCCUUUGCGGUUUGGGCAUCAUCGGAGUUGCCUUACCUUACUGUACUGCGACACAACUUGACCAUUAUUAUUUGCACCAUUUCUGCUGCUCUGGGGGGAAGAAAACUGUACAAGAACAUUCCAAGGAUUGUCGUUUCUCUCGUUGCUUGGUUUUGGUUUCCUUUCAGCAAUAACUGUCCCUUGUUUCCCAAAAAUCACAGUCUGAGGAUGAAAAUAAUUAUAAUUAUAAUAAAAAAAAUUAUUCGGUUGUAAGCA